AUGAAGCACAACAAAAUAUUCACGGCUAUAGUUGCCCUUGGCGUGGCUCGAGGCUCGCUCGCUCAGAGUACGACAUGGUGCGGAAAGAACUUCAUGCCAAAUCAGUCUGUCGUACCCCCUGGCGGACAGUUUGUCUUGCCCACGCAGAGUGCUGAACCGCUUCUGUCAUUCCGCUGUGCCCCUGUCUUCCGCCCAUACCUCGAGGAGGAUGCGAAGAGUGCGGCUUUUGUAGUGGAUACCCCGAUUGUUUACGACUGGGUUUCCGGUGCUGAGCGCCUCUCACUCCCUUCCGGCUCUGGCUCUUCUGGCGGCUCCAGUGACAUGGGAAGUCUCUGUGUGACAAUUAGCGUGGGCUCCGUCCACACCACCGCAAACGUUGCUUUGAACUCCACUGGCAUUCAAAUCCCCAUAGAUAUCAGCGAUCUUAAGGCUCGGAAGACCGCGUACGAUGUCAGCUGCUCUGCUACGUAUUCUGCCCCUUCGUCUUCGAAGUCCCAGUCUGCAAACGAGCAGACAUUCCACACUCGCACAUCCCUUUUGUAUCUUCCUGAUACAGAUGCUUCCGUCACGAAGACAGACUUGCGCACCGGUGCACUGUGGGUCCGGCCUCUAAGCGGUGCUGGUGCAUUUGCGCCCUUCAUCCCUCAAGGAUUCUACGUAAAUUUCGACCUGCAUCUCGCCUCAAAUUUGUCUAUAAUCGAUCAGUUGAAAGCCGAUGGGUUUAACACGCUUCACCCAAUUCCUCCUUAUGAUAACCUUGCUAUUUUCCAACAAGUCAUUGAAAAGACCAUCAGUGCCGGCAUGUACAUCGUUUAUGAUAUGCGAUCGACCUACCAAAACCUGACCGCUGUUGCUCAACAAGUGAACACCUACGUCUCGAUUCCUAACCUACUGAACUGGGAGACCGCACACGAGCCCGAUGGCAACUCUGAUCCCCAUAGUGCGGCGCAGGCAGCGUAUGACUUAAUAUACCAAAUGGAUGGAUAUCAUCCUAUCUCUAUUGUUCUGAAUUGCCAAGACUACAACUUCUCGCCUUACGUCAAGGGAGCGGAUAUCGUUCUGCAGGACGCUUAUCCCAUUGGUAUCAAUGCCACAUGGUCUCCUGUGUGGCACACAGAGUGUACUCCGGACUUCGGUCACUGCGGUUGCGACAACUGCCAGGGGUACAUGUGGGAUGUGAGGGCCCGCGUGCAGACCUACAAAGACAGACUCAACAUCUUGGGAUAUGACCGCACCAAGUCUGUGUGGACAACGCCACAGGCCAUCGGCAGUGGCGCGUACUGGAACACGACUCCCACUGGCCAGCAAUGGGCUGCCAUGGAAUUUACUUCCUUCACUCAUGGUGCUCUAGGUUCCAAGUCCUUCCAAUACCCAACCACAACCGGCAAUAUUGAGACGAUCGAGGGGACAGCGACUAAUCUCAACGUUCUCAUCACAGACGUCGUUCAGCCCUUCAUCGUCGACCCGACCGCCACAUAUGCCAACUACGACUACCAAGAUGUGGAUAUCGGUGUCUGGUACAACGGUACUGCAUACUUGCUCAUCGUUGCCAACUUGGGCAACGCGCAGGUCCUUGUUCCAUGGAAGGAGACUGGGGUGCCGAUCACCUCCAACGCGACGACGCAGCUACAGCGAAUAUUCUCUGUUAGCCAGAACACAAACAUCACUGGUCUGAGGUUCCUACCUGGAGGUAUUGGUAUUUACACUGCGACGCCUUGA
Messenger RNA from Suillus clintonianus, 1719 nucleotides. RefSeq lists its product as uncharacterized. The transcript has 8 exons. Bases 1 to 1719 code for a protein of 572 amino acids. The record is from RefSeq and is a predicted model, not a curated record. NCBI's taxonomy places the organism in Eukaryota, Fungi, Basidiomycota, Agaricomycetes, Boletales, Suillaceae.